AUGGUCAAUGAAAUUACCUACUUUGAUACUUAUGGAAGAGCUGAUUUCAUUAAAUUAAUUGCAGAAAUUGGUGAAAUUCCCUACACACUCCGAAAACUCAACUUUUACAACGAGUGGCCUCUCGUGAAACCCUCUUCUCGUUACGGUUUUGUUCCAUUCGUCAAAAUCAACGAACAUUGGACACUCGAUCAAGCCAUUGCCAUUGCUCGUUAUUUCGCCCAAGAAGGAAAUGCACAAUUGUAUCCUCGUGAUCGUUUUCGAGCCACACUGAGUGAAGAAUAUAUUGCAGCCAUGGAAGAUGUAUAUGAUGAAUUUUCAAGAAUUGAAUUUGCAACAGCUGAAGAAUUCAAAGAGGAAGAACGAGUAAAAUUUAAGAAUGGAAUUUUGAAACGUGUUGCAACUGCGUUGAAUUUGGAAUUAGAAAAACACGAUGGAUAUUUAAUUCCAUUAUUACUAAAUGAAAAGGAAAUUCAUGAAAAGAAGAAUUUAGAGUUGGAUGAUGAACAACAAUUGCAUUCACAACAACAACAACAACGUCUGACAUGGGCCGAUGUGUACUUGUUUGAAUUGGGAAAUUUAUUGAGAUAUUUCAUGAAGGUGAAUAUUGAAGAAUUUAUUCCACAAUUUACCAAAUUGAGAGAACAUGUUUGGAGUAAUGAAAAGGCGCUUGCUUAUUUGAAGAGUGAAAGAAAUUUGAGAGGAGAGCUUUAA
Naegleria lovaniensis is the source of this 711-nucleotide messenger RNA. RefSeq lists its product as uncharacterized. Bases 1 to 711 code for a protein of 236 amino acids. Gene Ontology annotation, molecular function: glutathione transferase activity. NCBI's taxonomy places the organism in Eukaryota, Heterolobosea, Eutetramitea, Acrasida, Naegleriidae. The transcript has 2 exons. Gene Ontology annotation, biological process: glutathione metabolic process. The record is from RefSeq and is a predicted model, not a curated record.